Actinia tenebrosa (Australian red waratah sea anemone) is the source of this 524-nucleotide messenger RNA. Its product is annotated as transmembrane protein 256 homolog. NCBI's taxonomy places the organism in Eukaryota, Metazoa, Cnidaria, Anthozoa, Actiniaria, Actiniidae. Gene Ontology annotation, cellular component: membrane. The record is from RefSeq and is a predicted model, not a curated record.
AAAGCAGUAUGGGUAGUUUUACUACAGAUCAAAACAAAGAUGGCUGGUGUUGCUGGGACUCUUGGAAAAUCAAUAUUUUUUAAGUUAGCAGGAGUUUCUGGAGUGCUUGGUGUUGCUUUAGGAGCUUAUGGUGCACAUGGUCCAUCACUGAAUAAACCAGGCGCUGAGAAAUUUAAGGAGGUUUUCAAGACAGCAAAUUUAUACCAUCUUGUACACACUGUUGCCCUCCUAGCUGCUCCAUUAGCUCAAAGACCGAAUUUGGUUGGCGGACUCAUAUUUACAGGAAUGACAUUGUUUAGUGGAAGCUGCUAUGUUGUUGCUCUCUCACAAAACAGAAAACUUGGUAUACUUGCUCCAUUUGGAGGGACUCUGCUCAUGAUAGGAUGGGCAUCAUUCUUAUUUUGAAUUGUAAAAAACUAGCUAAAAAGCAGAAUUAUGAUAUUUUUAUCAUAUCAUCAACCAAAAUCUGUAAUUUCUUGUGAGUACCAGUUCUUCACUCAAUCUUAAUGAAGGUACAUUGUUAU